Nezara viridula (southern green stink bug) is the source of this 521-nucleotide messenger RNA. Lineage: Eukaryota; Metazoa; Arthropoda; Insecta; Hemiptera; Pentatomidae. The record is from the annotation of a GenBank genome assembly.
AAAUUAAAAAUUUCUGAUUAUUAAUAAAAAUUAUCACUCUUCCUCUUAAAUUUGCCUUAUAUAGACGUAUGAAAAUGCUAAAAAAGGUCAUCCUUUCCACCAUCGCGAUUGCUGGGGCUGGGACUGCCCUCUGGUUCCUCUACAAGAGGAGCAGCUCCAAAGAGAAGGAAGAACUAGGUCUCGAGCCGCAACCUCCUGCAUCAGAAGACGAAGCUCAGGAAUUGGUAGAACAAAGGAACAUCGCAGUUCAAGGUGAAACAAAACCGAGUGUAAAAAGAAUGGCAAAAAUCAAAUCCAUUAAGCAGCUUAAAAGAAAUCUCUCAUUUUUAAUGUAUUGGAUUGGUAACCAUCAAGAUAUAAAUAAAGUCUUGGUCACAGCAAGAGCUGACAUAUCAAAGGAAGCAACAGAAUUCUUCACGGCUUCGUAUAAAAAAUUUGGAGGAGAAGCUGAAGAUAUUUCCAAAAAUGUAGAAGAGGAUGAUGAACUGGUGCCACAAAUAAAAUUUGAAGUACAACAAUAA